Molecule: messenger RNA, 900 nt
Organism: Protopterus annectens (West African lungfish)
Lineage: Eukaryota; Metazoa; Chordata; Ceratodontiformes; Protopteridae
Gene: CRLS1
Product: cardiolipin synthase 1
Exons: 7
Coding region: 162-731 (189 amino acids)
Biological process (GO): cardiolipin biosynthetic process
Cellular component (GO): mitochondrion; membrane
Molecular function (GO): cardiolipin synthase activity; CDP-diacylglycerol-glycerol-3-phosphate 3-phosphatidyltransferase activity
Source: RefSeq, a predicted model, not a curated record
AAAUGGCGACCGAGUUUACCACAGAAAGACUUUUACCUUCCCACUUUUUUGUUAAAUACGCAAAGUUGCUACAGUGUUGUUUUGCAUUUGAAGACAAACACUGCUGACAUUAAAAUAUCGUACAGUAUGAAAAUCCUUGGACGAUUCCAAAUUUGCUGUGCAUGGCAAGGAUUGGACUGUCUCCAUAUUUGGGCUACCUGAUUGUGGAAGAAAAUUUUAACUUGGCCCUUGGAAUUUUUGCUUUAGCUGGACUAACUGAUUUAUUGGAUGGCUACAUUGCCAGGAACUGGGCCAACCAGAAAUCGGUAUUGGGAAGUGCUCUUGAUCCACUGGCUGACAAGAUUCUGAUCAGUGUCCUCUACAUCAGCUUGACUUAUGCAGGUCUUCUCCCUGUUGCUCUCACUGCCAUGGUUAUCUUGCGAGACAUUGUGUUAAUUGCAGCGGUUUUUCAUAUUCGAUAUAAAACUGUCCCGCCACCGAGAACGGUUAGCAAGUACUUCAAUCCCUGCUAUGCAACUGCUCAAUUAAAGCCUAUGGCUAUCAGUAAGGCGAAUACAGCAGUGCAGCUGGUUUUGGUUGCUGCUUCUUUGGCAGCUCCUGUUUUUCACUACAUUGAUUCUCUGUUCCUACAAGUAUUAUGGUACAUCACAGCAUUUACCACUACUGCAUCUGCAUAUAGUUAUUACCGUUAUGGUAAAAGGACCGUUGAUAUUUUAAACCACAAAAACUGAUAUUUUUGGACAAUGCAAUUUCAAGAAGGCAAUCAUGCUCAGCAAUAAAGGCUUCAAGGAUUUCAGCAGGAAUUUGUUAUAAGUGAUGAAUUUUACUUCCUACUGUAGAUAAUGUGAAUUUUUAAUCAUUUGUUAGAUUUAUUAAAUUAAACGUGUUUGUUGUGCCUUC